Messenger RNA from Acanthochromis polyacanthus (spiny chromis), 3711 nucleotides. RefSeq lists its product as uncharacterized. The record is from RefSeq and is a predicted model, not a curated record. The transcript is spliced from 8 exons. Bases 606 to 1889 code for a protein of 427 amino acids. NCBI's taxonomy places the organism in Eukaryota, Metazoa, Chordata, Actinopteri, Pomacentridae.
UCUGCAUUUUCAAGGAAUCCCGUCGGAUGAGUUCAUUCGAAAACCUUGCCUCUAACCCUGGCGUUACGGACGUUGGAGAACCUGUUUUUAACACCACAAAAAAGAUUGCAAAUGGAUGCAAUGCUGCUGAAAUUUUCCCAGGAUUCUUCCAGAGCAACAAAGUUGCAGUGAAAAGAGUUGCAAAGCAUAUUUCUCAAAAUGAGAUUAAAAUGGCACAUGUCCUAUGUUCAGAAACAUUCAAAGCAGAACAUCUUUUACAACCAAUUGCAGUGUUGGAAGAUAAUUACUUUGCUUAUUUUGUCUCCCCUCUCUGCAAAUACAGUCUGGCGGAGGUAAUUGAAAACAAGAACUUUCCUGACAGAGAAAGUUUGACUGAGGCUCAAAGACUGGGGAUCUGCCAGGAACUACUGCAAGGACUACAAGAACUCCAUUCACGCGGGAUUUUGCACAGAGACCUGAAGCCCGAAAACAUUUUGUUUGAUAUCAGCAACAAAUUGUUUAUCGCAGAUUUUGGAGCAAGCAGGAAACUGGAUUUGGCACAAUCAGCUUUGCAGUCUCAAAUGGCUGGAUCUUUGUCUUGGUCAAGUUAUGAAGAUGUUUGAGGCAUGCAAUACAAAUACAAGAAAGAGUCAGAUAUCCAGACAACAGGGUGCCUGGUGCAUUACAUACUGACAGAUGGAGAGCACCCCUAUCAAGCAACUACACCCUACUCCAACGAUCCACUGGCGUUAUUUCAAAAUCUCAGAGCGGGCACCUUUACUCUUAAGUGCGAGGAAAGGCAGCAAGGUAUCAUUGGCAGAAUGCUGUGUAAAUCGACAGAAGCAUGCCCUACCAUUGAAGAAUGCCUUCAAGCCAUCACAAGUUUCACACACCAAGCUGAUCACAAUGGAGUCACAAACAACAGUAAUAACAAUGGAAAUAAAGAAAUAGAACCACAGAUCUCCCUUUCCCUUGAUAUGUCAGAAGAAGAAGAGGAUAUUGAUGAUGAACCGACAGAAGUAGAUGAUGAAGUAGCCAAGAAAGUCAUCACAAAAAAAGUAGUUAAGACUGGGAUGAAAACGGAUGAAAAUGUCCUUGAAUGCAGUUUGAAGGGUGUCAAAGUGAAAAUGUCCUCAAACACCCCACACAAACGUGUCUAUUACAAGAAAAAUUAUUGCCUCUAUUGUGAGAAGCCUUUCGGAAAAGUUACAAGACACCUGAUGCGAAAACAUCAAGAUGAAGUUGACAUUGCAAAGGCCCUUGCACACAAGCAAGGAUCCACGAUGUGCAGUUUUCUUCUGAGCAAAAUAAGGAACAAGGGAAAGUACAUACAUAACUGUUCAGUCAAAUCCGCACGUCAAGGACAAAUGGUACCAAAAAGACAAACAACCUACUUGUUGUCAGCAACAGACUUUCUGCCAUGCUAUUUUUGUUUGGCUAUGUACAUCAGAACAGAUCUCUGGAGGCAUCAAAGGCGUUGCAAAUUGAGACCAGACGGGCCAGUGAAACGAAAAGUUCAGACAUAUUGCUCCUUCCUCUUGCCAAUGGACCAUCCCGUUUCCGAUGGACUUAAAAAAAUUCUGGAGGACAUGACAUAUGAUGCUGUUACACGACGGGUGAAAUCCAACCAACUGAUUCUGUCAUUGGGUGAGAGGAUGUUCCUGAAAAAUGGAGAAGUUGGAUGCCAUCGAGCAGAUAUGAGAAAUAAAAUGCGAGAACUUACCAGACUUGUUCUGGUGGCAAGAGAUCUUGACAAAGACACUGUUUUCCUGAAGGACUUGAUUACCCCGGCUAAAUUUAACACUGUGCUUGCGGCAGUGAAAAAGAUGACAGGAUUUGACCACCUAACAAACAGAUUUGCAGUUCCCUCAACUGCACUAAAACUACGCCAUUCCCCGAUGAAGGUCUGACAUAUUUUGUAGGGAGAGGCUCUGCGACUAGAGGAUGACAUCUUAAAGGCACAAGCAGAACAUUUCAGCAAAUUAAUUCAACUGGAAUGGACAACCCACGUGCCAUCAAAUGCAUUAAAAACGUUGUACCAGAGGAAAUGGAACAAGCCACAAGUACUGCCUCUUGCCAAGGACAUAAAGAAGCUCCAGGACCACUUGAAAACUGCUGUGGAGGUCAGCAGAAAGUCCCUCCUGGAAUGUCCAUCAUCAAACGCAUGGAAUAAUCUUUCUCAAGCAACUUUGACACAGCUGACCCUCUUCAACUGGCAUCGUGAAGGAGAGGUUUCCAGGAUGGAGGUCGAAACAUACCGACACAGAAACAAACACAUUAUGCAAGAUGAAAUUCUGCAGAGCCUCACAGCCUUUGAAAAAAAAUUGCGUGAAAACCUCACCAGGAUAGAAGUGCGUGGGAAAAGAGGACGCAAAGUACCAAUACUCCUUUCAACAGAUGCAAAAGAAUCCAUAGAUCUUCUGAUCAACACUAGAGACAAUGUUGGGGUUUCUCCAAGCAACCUCUACAUUUUUGCUUGUCCUGUCAAAGAGUCUGUGGAGCCUAUUCGUGGAUGUGACACUUUAAGGCGAUAUGCACAAAGCUGUGGGGCUAAGCAUCCAGAAAACAUCCCCUCCACUACACUAAGAAAGCAUGUGGCUACAGUUUCACAGCUUUUAAACUUAGAAGAUAAUGAACUGGACCAGCUGGCAACAUUCAAGGGACACAAUAUUAAUGUGCAUAGGAAGUUUUACAAAAUGCCUGAAGCAACUCUGCAAGUGACAAAAGCAGAAUUCUGUUUGCCAUCCAAAAUGGAAUGGGCAAAUUCAAAGGAUAAUCCCUGGAGGACAUUAUCCCAAACAUUGACUAUGGCUCCAGUGACUCAGAAACAGAAAAUUUUCACUCUAAAGACCAGUCUGCCCCUACAGAUGAGGAUGUGGUUUCAGGAAACUUGGAUGCGGAGGAUUCAGAAGAAAGGGCUACUCUUUCAAGAAGGACUGACCUCUCGGAAAAGCCUGUUGAAGACAGAGAAAUUGCCAUACGAUCCAAAAAUUAUUUAGAGGGAAACCCUAAAGGCCCUGGUCCCAAAGAGAGAGGGAUAUCAUUGAACAGCAUUUUAAGAGAUUCCUGAAGGAAAUGAAGAUCCCUAGCAAACUAGACUGUGAGAAAUGCUUACAUGAAAACAAUAUUCUAAAGGAUAAUGACAGAGACUGGAAAGCUGUGAAAUAUUUUGUUCACAACUGAAUCACUUCUAUGAAAAAAAAACAUUUGAGUCAGGGGUAUUGAGACAAUAAAUACUGAGAGCUCGCAUUGUGGAUGAUCAAUGUUCAAUGUCAUUCUGGGAGCUCGCAUAUGGAGUAUCAAUGUAGAGUGUUAAUACUGAGAGUCCAGUAAAAUGGAGCUUUCAGUGUUAGACUCAUAACAUUGGUAGUCCAUGUAAAUGGAGCAUCAGUGUCAUUGUUUUAAUUACCGCUAACUCUUCAUUGUUUGUAUUGUGCCUUGCUCGUCAUUGUAUUAUGUCUUGCUUUUCAUUGUUUUAUUGCCUGUUGCAAUUUUUUAUUAUGCUCUUCUUGAUUAUUAUUUAAUUUUUAUUGUUAAUAACGACCUCUUGCUUUAUAAAAAAUAUUUUCAUUGUCUGUAGCUCUUUUCAUGGUUUUUAAAUGUGUCUCCCUAUUUAUCUAUCUAUCACUUUUAAUAUUUCUAUAAUUUGUGUGUUAUCGUUGUGGUCACUCAUCACUGAGGGUGGAAAGUCUGCACUACCGCGGGGGCGGGGGGGGGGGCUCUUUUAAUGAG